AUGGAUCAUCUCAAGGAAUCACUUGCACCAAAAACCUUCAACAAAAUUAGCUAUGCCGCAGUUUUAAUUUGGUUCGUGAUCAGUGUAAUCUUCUUUGGCACUUUUGCCGAAGUGGAAAACACCGAAUCCAGGUAUGAUUUCCGUUGUGGUGGAGCGAAUAGUGAAAACAUUGACCUUGUCCGUGGAGAAUGUUUCGAAAAAUACGAGAAGCAGUACAACAAAUUUGGUGUUCCUGUCUAUGGCUUCGUGAUCAUCAAUUUCCUCCUUAUUGGAAUUGUAUGUGUUGUGUACUCCCAAAUAGUGAGAAAUACAGUCGAUCAUUUGUCGUCGAGCAGUCCUAACAGUGAUCCAGAGAGCGGACAGUCGUGCGAAAAGCCAACAAGUCAAACAACAAAUUGCGGGCACAAGCUUUUCAUCGCUUACUGUUGUCAACUAUCUACGAGACUUGUUCUUGGAGUUCUCUUCAUAUUGCUGCAAACUCAGUUGCUUUAUCCUUUAAACUUUUCCUCCGCGUUCGACUGUUAUUUAACCUCUAGAACCAAUCAACCAAGGAAUUCAUCAGACACUGCCCCAAACAGUACUUUAUACAAAUGUCACAAUCAACGAGCGAUAAAGAAAACCUUUUGGAUGUACGCUGUCCUUGUAGUAAAUGGAACUUUCGUCAUGUGCAUUUUGAUUGAAACCGUCUACAUUUUGUUACGGGCAUGCAUAGACAGGAAUUUUAUGCGAGACUUCUUAAAAAACUAUCUGAAUGCCAACUAUGACAAGUCGCAAAGAGAGCGCGAAAACUGUCAAAAGCAGGAUGAUGUUCCAUCCCAGCCACGAGAACGUGAACACCCUCCGACCCAAUCCGAGUCACACCGAGAACCUCCAAAACAAAAUGCAGUUGCCCCACUACAGCCUCAAGAGCAAGUGUCGCAUCAAGUUCUUCAGCAACCAGAAGGAACGAGUGGACAUGACAAGUCGCAUCAAGGAGAAAGAAGAGACCAUGAAACUGUUCCACUACAGCAAAGAGAGCACAAAAACUGUCCGAUCCAGGUCGAGGUGCACAAGGAACAUCAAAAGCAGGCUGAUGUUCCAUCACAGCCACGAGAACGUGAACACCCUCCGACCCAAUCCGAGUCACACCGAGAACCUCCAAAACAAGAUGCAGCUGCCCCACUACAGCCACAAGAGCAAGUCGUGUCGCACCAAGUUCUUCAACAGCCAGAAGCAACGAGCGGACCUGAUAAGCCUGAAGAGCUUCAAUUAUUCAUCGCACGAAAGAAGAAAAUAAUUAAAGAAACUAAAUGUCUCCCUGAACUCCAAUCACUGUUUCCACGUAAUCCAGGCGAAGAAACAACAACCAAAGAUUUGACUUUGGAUCAGAUUUACACCAACCUUGUGAUCAUCCGCAACAGGGCCAAGUACAACUUUACUACAGACAGACAAGAGCAACUAAAAAUUUAUCCAAGGUCACACGACGAAGAAUCACAACCGAAAAGCCUGGAAGACCUCCUAAAUAAUGAAAAUAAGAAAGUUUUGAUUGUCGGUCGUCCCGGAAUCGGCAAAACAUUAUGUUGCAUCAAACUUCUCAGAGACUGGGCAUGUGAGAAUUUUAAAGCGACAUCUAAUGCCCAAAUCCAAUUUGAUGCUGCUUUCUUCGUAAGAUUCAGAAGAUUCAACUCGGCAAACGACCUUAGCCUCAGGGAAUUACUCACUUGGUCAGAACAUUCCCUCUCAGAUCACCUGGAUGAUGAGGUCUGGAAGUACAUCCUGCAGCACCCUGAAGGUGUCCUCAUACUUUUUGACGGAUUCGACGAAUUCAAAGAUAACGCAAACAUGGCCGUAGCGCCUCCCUGUUCCACAAGCAUUGAAGAGGAGAUGCCGCUACAAAUCUUGUAUCAGUGGCUUGUGACCGGGGAAAUUCUUGAAGGUGCUUCAAUUGUAACGACUACGAGACCUACAGCUUUGUCAGGCAUCGCACAUCUUAAGUUCGACAGAACCUUUGAAAUCCUAGGUUUCUCAACCGAGCAAAUUCGAGAAUAUAUCCACAAAUUCGCCGGAGUUGACAAGCAAGCAGGCGAAAAACUAUGGCGACACAUCAGCAGCAACAUGAACUUACUUUCGCUCUGUUAUAUCCCUGUGAACAGCUUCAUCAUGUGCUCAAGUCUGUCAGAAAUAAUACAGUUCGAAUGUUCCGCUAGUGUUACCCUCCCUUCCAAAUUAACCACGAUAUACAAGAUUGCGGUGAAAGUAUUCUAUUUGAAACACACGAAAGGAUUCCGCGAGAAACAUUUCACCCGCAAAAACUUUCUUUCAGAUUAUUUGCCCUUGAAUGUGGAGGAGAAAUUCGAGACACUAGGAAAAGUGGCAUUUGAAGGAAUCAAAGAAGGAAAACUAAUCCUUGGAGGAAACGAAGUACGCGGAAUGGAAGACAGCGCUCUUUUUCACCGCUUACCCGACCGUAAAAAUGCCGCGUUAAAAGAUGAGGAACAAUUCUGUUUCAUUCACCUUACAAUGCAAGAGUUUUUCGCAGCGCGGCACCUAGCAAACAACAUGAGUAGAGAAGAAUUAAGAAACUUUGUUUCCGAGAACAUCAAGAACGGAAAAUGGCAGCUGGUUUUUCAGUUUCUGGCGGGACUUAUGGAGGAUAAAAGUCACCUACCAAGCGAAAUUAUCACUGACCUUCUUCCUGUGCAAACUGACGAGAGAGAAUGCGAAGAGGACAACGAACAGUGGACAGAGAAUGAAGAGCCAAGGAAAGUGACUCUCUGGCCGACUGGAGACGAACGAGAUUUAGCAGUAACAUUGUUUAAAUGUUUUAACGAAAGUGAUGAGAUGAAAUCGAAAGUUCAGACAAAACUUCAACAACUAAACUUUAAUUUUGUAAAUUUUAAUCAUUGUCGCCUCACAGCUGUUGAUUGCUCUUCGUUAGUAAAUGUAAUUAAUGUUCAACAAAUUUCACAUCUAGAUUUGAGAAACAAUAACAUCGGUCCAUUAGGUAGUUUUGAGAUUUGUAAAUUGUUAAAGUGUAAGGAAUCUCAACUGAGCUGGUUAAACCUCACACACAAUCAAUUGACAGAUGAAGCAGCAAACUACUUAGCUGAAGCCAUCAAUAACAACAACUGUCAGCUACGCACAUUAGACCUCUCAGAAAAUAACAUCUCAGACAUUGGAGCAAAGGACUUGGCUAAAGCCAUCAACGACAACAGCUGUCAGCUACGCAUGUUAGACCUCUCAGCAAAUGGCAUCUCAGACAUUGGAGCACAGGACUUGGCUAAAGCCAUCAACAACAACAACGGUCAGCUACGCACGGUAGACCUCUCAUACAAUCAACACAUAACAGAAGCAGGUAAGCAAGAGACACAUAAUUUACUAAGCAAUAGUCAGUCUAAGCGCAAGCUUAUUCUUUAGGCCUCAGCAAUUCUAAAUAAAAACUCAAAAGAAAUUAUUUGAACCAUUAUUAAAAAAAACUGUGAGGUAACCAGCUUAGUGACAAUUACAAUCCAACAUUCUGA
Pocillopora verrucosa is the source of this 3500-nucleotide messenger RNA. Its product is annotated as NACHT, LRR and PYD domains-containing protein 12-like. Gene Ontology annotation, cellular component: cytoplasm. The record is from RefSeq and is a predicted model, not a curated record. NCBI's taxonomy places the organism in Eukaryota, Metazoa, Cnidaria, Anthozoa, Scleractinia, Pocilloporidae. Gene Ontology annotation, molecular function: protein binding.